AUGGAAGAAGCUGCAGCAUUGCCCACGCCGUCGACAGUAAUCGGGACGAAUGCCGGAAAAAUAAGGGGAGAGAAGACCAAUCUCCUUGGCUCUUCGAACACUUUAAUUUCAGAAGGAGGAGGAGAAGAGAAUGGCGUCAAAGCAUCAUCUUUACCCAAAUUAUCUUGGGAGGAAGCAUUUGACAGGUACUCAAAGGGGAUCAAUGAGUUUGGCCUACUUUGGACAAACAUACUGGGUUAUUGGUGGGAAAACAAAUUGUCACCAAACAAGAUUUUGUGUUUAAGGUAUGAGGAUUUGAAAGGAGAUAUCAAAUUCUACUUGAAAACAGUAGCUGUGUUCUUGGAUUGCCCAUUCAAUGCAGAGGAGGAAAGGGAUGGUGUUAUUGAAAACAUAAUUGAGCUGUGCAGCUUUCAGAAGAUGAAGGACUUGGAAGUCAACAAGACUGGAAAAAGGACGCCAUUGGUUGAAAACAAGGACUUCUUUAGGAAAGGUGAAGUAGGUGAUUGGGUUAAUCAUUUUUCCUCUUGGAUGACCGAGAAAUUGUCCAAAGUGAUGGAACAGAAAUUAGAUGGUUCUGGGCUGUCCUUUCAAUGUUAG
Prosopis cineraria is the source of this 597-nucleotide messenger RNA. RefSeq names its product cytosolic sulfotransferase 15-like. Lineage: Eukaryota; Viridiplantae; Streptophyta; Magnoliopsida; Fabales; Fabaceae. The transcript is spliced from 2 exons. The record is from RefSeq and is a predicted model, not a curated record. Bases 1 to 597 code for a protein of 198 amino acids. Gene Ontology annotation, molecular function: sulfotransferase activity. Gene Ontology annotation, biological process: sulfation. Gene Ontology annotation, cellular component: cytoplasm.